Molecule: messenger RNA, 938 nt
Organism: Manduca sexta (tobacco hornworm)
Lineage: Eukaryota; Metazoa; Arthropoda; Insecta; Lepidoptera; Sphingidae
Exons: 3
Coding region: 191-919 (242 amino acids)
Biological process (GO): regulation of transcription by RNA polymerase II
Cellular component (GO): nucleus; transcription regulator complex
Molecular function (GO): DNA binding
Source: RefSeq, a predicted model, not a curated record
CCGCCCGCCGCCUGCCAGCCAGUGUGCGUUUAACGCUGUUUAAACGUGGUUGCUGUGUAUAUUUUUUUGCCUUCCAAGCAAGGAAUCCAGCAAAGUUAUAAACGGCUAUCCGUUUACUCGAUUAGAUUCAACACAAUUAAUGUGUGGUUAACCUAGACUCGUUCACGGCCGAGAGCAGAAUAUAAACAUAAUGUCGUUUACAUCUGAGGACCUGAUACUAGCAGUGAUGCGGCGGCCAGCGCUGUGGGACCCCAGCGACCCUGGCUACAGCGACAAGAACAAAGUCAACAUGAUGUGGAAACAGAUACAGCGGCUGAAUAAAUACGACAACGUCGUUAGAAUAAGAAAGAAAUGGAAAAAUUUGAGGGAUCAGUACCGAAAGGAAUUGAAGAAGUACCCACCGGCUCGUCCGGGACAGCCGCCUAGCAAGUUCAAAUCCACCUGGAAGCACUUCGACGCGAUGUCGUUCGUGCGGGACCAAGUGUCGCGUAACCUCGGCGAGCCGAGCGCCGAGCCGCAAGACAGCGACGACAGCGAUGAGGAGCAAGACAGACCGCUGAGAGAAACAGCUCAAGCCCGGGUUCGCGGCCCCUCCCCCGAUCCUUCAGAAUCCUCGUCCAUGGCGAGUCGCAAGAGAAGUUCGUAUGACCUCCGACUAGAGUUUGUUAAUAUACAAAAGAAGAAAUUACUCAUGCAGCAAAAAGAACUAAGAGAGAAACGUAAGAGGGAGAAACAGCGUGAAAGAGAGAGAUGCGAUGAUGAUUACAUGUUCCUGAUGACGCUGUUGCCGCACAUGAGGCAGUUUAGUCAGGCACAGAAGCUGCGCGUUAGGAAUAGAAUGUACUCCGUCGUUCUGGCCGAGUUGGAAGGACAGGGCCAGUUUACUGAAACGUUCGAGUACGAUAAUAAAAUAGAAUAAUAAACUGUUUCACAUUAUA